Messenger RNA from Penicillium chermesinum, 1716 nucleotides. RefSeq lists its product as uncharacterized. The coding region runs from base 1 to 1716 and encodes 571 amino acids. Gene Ontology annotation, molecular function: transmembrane transporter activity. NCBI's taxonomy places the organism in Eukaryota, Fungi, Ascomycota, Eurotiomycetes, Eurotiales, Aspergillaceae. Gene Ontology annotation, biological process: transmembrane transport. The transcript has a single exon. The record is from RefSeq and is a predicted model, not a curated record.
AUGGCUGUGUCCACACCCAUCGAAUCUACCUCGAGCAUGGCCAAAGACGUUGGAACCAGCCCAAGACAUUCUACAACCAUCGAAGACCAACCUGCUCGCCAAGGAGGGGAAGAGCUUUCCGCCUAUCCCAUUGGCAACGAAAAACAAGACCAAGGGGAUGCAGGGACCACGGAGGAGGAUGUUCGCAAAAUCACCGGGUAUCGUUGGUUCUUGGUCUGUUCGGCCCUAUAUCUGUCGGCCCUGAUGUAUGGACUUGAUACGACCAUUGCUGCAGAUGUACAGGGGGCAGUGAUUCAGAGGUUCCAUCAAGUCGAUCAACUCGCCUGGAUUGGGGCCAGGUUCCCUCUAGGAUCCGUCUCUGUCAUCCUUCCCUACGGAUUUCUUUUCACGACCUUCAACAUGAAAUGGCUUUACAUUGCAGGAAUUGCAUUGUUCCAGGGUGGUUCCGCUCUCUGCGGUGGUGCCCCGAACAUGGGCGCCUUGAUAGUCGGACGCGUGAUUGCUGGUGCGGGAGGGACAGGGAUAUACUUGGGUGGCCUAAAUCACUUCUCGGCUAUGACCACUAGAGCGGAACGUGGUGCAUACCUUGCUGGUACUGGCUUUGUCUGGGGCCUGGGUGCGAUCCUGGGCCCGGUGGUUGGCGGCGGUUUCUCCGAUUCCUCCGCAACCUGGAGAUGGGGAUUCUACAUCAACUUGAUUAUUGGUGCCAUAACAGCCCCGGUCUGCCUAUACUCUCUUCCAGCGAUUCAUCCAGCCCCAGGAAGAUCCCUCAGAGACCGGUUGCUGAGUCCAGACUAUGUUGGGUUUGUUCUGAGCGCAGGAAUGUGGGUGACCUUUGCUAUGGGAUUCAUCUUUGCCGGCGGUGCCUGGCAGUGGAACGACGGUCGUACCAUCGCAAUGAUUGUGGUUUGGGGAGUUCUUCUUGCUCUUUACGCCAUACAACAAGGGUUUUGCAUCUUUACGACUCGCGAGGGCAGAUCGUUCCCCGGUCACUUGCUCAAGUCCCGGACUCAGGUCCUGUUCUACAUCACAACCACUUGUGCCAAUACUUGCAUGUUCUUCACUACGUUCUAUAUCCCGAUUUACUUUCAGUUUACUCGGAACGACUCGUCACUCAUGGCUGCGGUACGAUUGCUCCCUUAUUUACUAUUCACGAUCACUUUCAACCUGGCUUCUGGCUGGGCGCUCCCGAAGAUCAAGUAUUAUAUGCCGAUGUGCUUGGUGUCUGGGAUCUUGAUGACCAUUGCUGGCGCACUAUUUGUGGCUUAUCUCUCUCCAUCGACGCCGGCUGCUCAAAUUUACGGUUUCAGCAUUCUGAUGGGAGUCGGAACGGGCAUAACCAUGCAGCUGGGAUACUCUGUGGGCAGCCUGAAGGUCAAGCCCACUGACAUUCUCAGCGCCAUCAACUUGCAGAAUGUCGCGCAGAUUGGAGCCACUGUGAUAUGUCUCGUGAUUGCUAGCCAGGCAUUCCAGUCAAAUGCCGUGAAAAACCUGAAUCAUGUUUUGGCCGGCCAGGGAUUCAGUCAGGCUGAGAUUCAUGGUGCUGUCGCAGGAGCUCAGAGCACGCUGUUCGAAAAGCUGGAUGGUGAUCUACGGAGUGCGGCUAUUCAAGCAAUUACAUCGGCGAUGGCACGAGCCUUUGUUAUUCCGCUUGUCGCUGGCGCAGUUGGUACCAUUAGUUCUUUGCUGAUGAGCAGAGAAAGACUUUUUGCUUAG